CACUCAGCAACUGCAAGCGAUGCACCGCCGCCUUGCCACCGCGGCCGCCGCGCCGGCGCUCCGGCGGCUCUCGCUCCACAGCGCGCCACCGCGGCCUGACCCAAAGCUUGCCUUCAUCCGCUCCGAGCUCGACGACCUCUCCCUCUCCUCCUCCCAUAAACCACCACCACGACCUCCACCUAGCGACCAACGCCAAGUGACAGAAGGGCCAAGAAGCGGUCUUGCUCGUGCCGGAGGCGCACCGGCCGCCGUGGAUAUAGCGCAUCCGUGGCCGGAGUGGGUCGCUCUGAUGGAGCUUCUCCUCCGGCGGGGCCACGUCGACCCCUCCGCCUUCGCCGCCAGCUCGCCGUCUUCUAAGGACGCCAACGCUGUCCGCACCGCCUGCCUCCGUUUUGGGCGCGAGCAGCCUGAGCUCAUCAGGCAUAUAUCGAGAUGGGACAUUCAAGUCGCCCUGCGAUGUGGUUGCCCCAGCAUUGACAGGAAGGUUGUAAAUUCUGGGAAGCGAUUGCGGGCUUAUGUAGGCCUUGAUGAAGGGGAGGUUUGCAGUCAAUGCAAUUUAAGAGGAAGUUGCGAGAGGGCAUAUGUAAAGGCUCGGAAAGAAGAAGUUGGAAGGACUGUGGAUGUUAUACGCAUCCUUUUGACUUAUGGUCUUGAUGUUAUUACUGACAAUGUAGAGAACAGAGCAUGCCUGAACAAAACUGUCAAGGAAUCAAUAAAGAGCCUACUAAAUGAGGUUGUCGAGGUCGAUUCUAGGGGACCAGGUUCCAGCACUGCUAAAUCUGCACAGCUCAAAUGUCAAUCAUCUUUACCCAGGAAGCAGGGUGAUUGGAAUUGUCCCAAAUGUGACUUCCUGAACUUUGCAAAGAAUAUCAAAUGUUUGCGCUGCGAUGGAGAAUUCCAAGAGAGGUAUCGGUUGCAGCAUGAAGACCAAGAGCAUCUACCUCUCAAAAAGGGUGACUGGAUAUGCAAAAGGUGCAACUUUUUGAAUUUUGCAAAGAAUACAAGAUGCUUGCAAUGCCAUGAGAAACCAACAAACCGUUUACUCAAUCCAGGAGAAUGGGAAUGCAUCUCGUGUAACUAUGUGAACUUCAAGAGGAACGCAUUCUGCUUGAAAUGUUGUUGGAAAAGACCAAAAUCUCUGAACAGUCAAGAUUCUAUCGAAUCACGUCAUGAUUUAGAGCAUAGUAGGAAUCCCACUAUUUCAUUUGUUCAAGAUGGCAUCCGGUCGAAGAAGUGGCAAAUUCCACAGAAGAAUGCUCCACUAUCUGAUGAAGAUUCAGAUUUCUGGAGCGCGGAUGAUGAGGGGGAUGAUAGCAGGGCUAACGAUAUGUUCCCGCUACAGAAGGACUACAAAUUCCUUGAGAGUUUUCCCAUUGUUGGUGGCAAGACUGCUAUUUCCCAAGAUCAUCUUGAAAGGGAGAAAUGGAAGGAUGAAAUGUCCAGGAGAAGCAAAGGCCUACCAACAAAGGAAUCACAAGAACACAGCCGACCUUUCGCCCCUGCCCGUCUUCCUAGAAGCAUGGAAUUGGUUGACUCUGAUGAUGAUAUCGCCUCAUGGUUUUCGUGUGGGGAAAAUAAUAAGAAUCUGGAGAAGGCAUCCAUGGAUAUUGGGAUCAAACACCCCCUUAUUCUUCGCUUCCCUAUUUUGUGUGCUGUCCUUGCCUUGCCAGUUGUAUUCCUUUUCCUUUAUGGAGUACUUCCCUUCCCUUGCUGCUGCUCCCCCAGUCUCCCUUCUAGUCUUCUUCCCCUCGACCAUUCUUGGAACUGGAAGAGCCUCACGCGGGGCUUCGAAUAUUCCUUGUCUUGCCGGCGCAGUUUGGCACCAAUUGUCACCGCCGCUUCGGUUCCAGUACGCGUCCCCCUCUCAUCCCGUCUCAAGAAAUCGCAGUUGCAGCACAUGAAGCUGGAGGAAUCGGAGGGGCUCGCCAUGGGGUCCGAGGGACCGUCGGCUCCGGUCGUCGUUCCAAGAAACUUUAGGCUGCUAGAAGAACUAGAACGUGGUGAGAAGGGUAUUGGUGAUGGAACAGUGAGCUAUGGGAUGGAUGAUGCUGAUGACAUUUAUAUGCGGUCCUGGACAGGAACUAUUAUUGGCCCUCCCAAUACUGUUCACGAGGGACGAAUAUAUCAAUUAAAGCUGUUCUGUGAUACAGAUUAUCCAGAUAAACCACCAACUGUUCGAUUUCAGACCCGAAUCAAUAUGACAUGUGUGAACCAAGAAACUGGAUUGGUUGACCCGAGGCUAUUUCCUAUGCUUGGAAACUGGCAAAGGGAACAUACAAUGGAGGACAUCCUAACCAGCUUGAAAAGGGAGAUGUCUACUCCUCAGAAUCGCAGGCUGCACCAACCUCAAGAAGGUAAUGAAGACCAAAGAGUAGAGCAGAAAGGGCUAUCUGUUAAAUGUGUCAUCAUGUAAGAGAUGUGCAUUGCAAUGUACAGCAUCGGGCUGAGUAGCAUGACUGCAUGAGAUGCAGAAGUGAGAAACCCUCUCAGGAAAUCCUGUAAUUCAUCCAAAUUGCGCAAGCGUUGCAAUAAAGUAUUGAUGACUCUGUUAAUUUGCCUGCGCACCGUGUAACAUGUAACCCCAUUCAGGUUUGAGUUUUUGCAUCCCUUGUUCUGCCUGUUUGUAACACUCUGUACGGUUGGGUUAUCUGUCUAGGCCUGGUAUUUUCUUCUGGGACA
Messenger RNA from Setaria italica (foxtail millet), 2679 nucleotides. RefSeq lists its product as uncharacterized. The transcript is spliced from 11 exons. Gene Ontology annotation, molecular function: mRNA binding. NCBI's taxonomy places the organism in Eukaryota, Viridiplantae, Streptophyta, Magnoliopsida, Poales, Poaceae. The record is from RefSeq and is a predicted model, not a curated record. Gene Ontology annotation, cellular component: cytoplasm. Bases 20 to 2413 code for a protein of 797 amino acids.